UCCAACCCGGCCGAAUAGGAUAAUAGCGCUGCACGUUGCGUCUCCAUUUCCACUUCCCAGACGAUGUUGCUCUCCACAUGAAUCGUUGCAUGACAUCAACCCGUAUCCGUCACGGGGAGCCUAGGCACUUCUCCGAAAUUCAACAACAGAAGCUCUUUUUCAAGCUGCCGCGUAUUAUCCAUUUGUAUUGCCUGUUGCUCAUACGCCUAUUAAUAAUUAUUUUGGUCGAUCGCAAGCAUUAGUGGGAACCGUCUGCCCCGGACAAGCUCCAGCCGAUAGCGAUAUAGCUGUCUCGGUUCCUGAACGUAGAUCCGCGCCGGCUAUUCUGCGAUUUAGGCGAGGGGUAAUAGAUCAGAGCGUGCUUGCGUCUGAGCGCUCGUCCGGGGAAAUAAAAGUCUCUGGGGGAUCAGCUGUUGUUUCUUUCGAAUCCUUGUCGAGCUGUGCAUAUCUGGGAAGGGCAGAGACUACGGAAGUUAUCCAACGAGAACCAUGUUGAAGUCCGCAUCACCGACAGGACGUCGUUCACUUCAAGGGCUCUUUUCGAGACGAACCCUUGCGAACAACAGCUCAGUUCAAGAGCGAUGCUAUCUUCGGCAUUCGAGGCAAUUUACAUCGUCUAGCGCUCUCCGUCGACCGGAAGCUGGACGUCCAGCACAAGAGACAUCUGAUCAAGGGCACCAUCAGUCGUCUGCAGGCAGCAAUUAUGGCCUGAUCGCAACCACGUUUGGCGCGGCAGUCGCGCUCGCGUCUCUAGGUGGUUAUUAUAUAGGGACCGGAAAGCAGCAACAACCAGCAGCCCUGACAAGUUCUACAACACCGUUGAAGGAUAUGCAGCCUCCGCACCAUGAUACUUCCCCGGAGAACAUCAAGGCAGCUAUUGCAGAAUUUAAGGAGAUAGUAGGAGAGGACAACGUCAUGAGCGACAAAGACGCAGUAGAGACAUAUGCCACUUCAGAUUGGUCCUCCUAUACUCCCAAAAAGACCGAGGUCGCCGCUGUUGUGGUCUCUCCAUCGACGACGGAGGAAGUCUCCCGCAUAAUGAAAGUUUGCCACAAACGACUACUACCGGUGACUGCAUACGCAGGAGGUACCAGUCUGGAAGGUCACUUCGCGCCAACAAGAGGGGGAGUGUGUAUCGAUUUUGGGAAUAUGAAUCAGAUAUUGAAACUCCACAAAGAUGACCUGGACGUUGUCGUGCAGCCUGCAGUGCAGUGGGAAAUGCUGAACGACGAGCUUUCAAAGGACGGACUCUUUUUUCCUCCAGAUCCUGGUCCUGGUGCCAUGAUUGGAGGCAUGGUUGGCACAGGCUGCUCAGGAACCAAUGCCUAUCAUUACGGUACAAUGCGUGACUGGGUCGUCUCAUUAACCAUUGUCCUCGCUGAUGGCACCAUUAUCAAGACCAGACAGAGACCUCGCAAAUCCAGCGCUGGGUACGAUCUGACUAGGGCGUUCAUUGGCAACGAGGGUACACUUGGGCUGGUAACCGAAGCAACUCUGAAAUUGGCCGUCAAACCGAGCGAUGAGAGUGUGGCGGUAGCAUCCUUCCCGACUAUUCACAGUGCCGCAGGAUGCGUCUCCGAGAUCGUCAAGGAAGGGGUGAACAUCGCAGCAGUAGAGCUUAUGGAUGAUGUCUUGAUGAAGAUCAUCAAUAUGGGUAAGGGAAGCGCUCGAACAUGGGACGAGGCUCCCACGUUAUUCUUCAAGUUCGCAGGCACCCCAGAUUCAGUCAAAGAACAGGUCUCGAUCGUGCAGAAACUGGCGAAGAAGGCUAAUAGCAAGACGUUUGACUUUGCUCGCAACCGUGAGGAGAUAAACGCAUUGUGGAGCGCAAGGAAAGUAGCUCUUUGGAGCGUCUUCGAGAUGAGAAAGGAUCCUGGUGAUCAUUUCUGGACUACCGAUGUUGCUGUUCCCAUCAGCCGCUUGGCAGACAUCAUUGAGGAGACCAAGGACGAAAUAAGGAAAAGCGGCCUUGUAGGAGGUAUCGUCGGGCAUGUUGGAGAUGGUAACUUCCACAGUUUUCUUCUUUUCAAUGAAAAUGAAAAGAAAACCGCAGAAGGCCUUGUCCACCGCAUGGUCAAGCGUGCUGUGGAAAUGGAGGGUACUGUUACUGGAGAGCACGGUGUUGGAAUGAUCAAGCGGGAUUACCUUGCUCAUGAACUGGGCGAGUCUACAGUUGAUGCUAUGCGUCGAAUGAAACAAGCGUUCGAUCCUUUGUGUCUGCUCAACUGUGACAAGGUUGUGAGAGUCCAGCAACCGAAACCAGAUGAAGUUCCAGAGUGGUAGUCAUCCACUUGAAAUUCGAACCUGUGGGACUGGGAGAAGUGGCCAAUGCGAAAGGCGUUAACCUACUGAAGUUAUCCUCCAGCUACAGUGGCUAGGUAUUUUGUCCGCGUACUUUGGACAUUGACGUCUCCGAAUAUUGCGAUAUUGGCGCCUGGACGCUGUUCCCAUAGAAUACACGAGAAUGGCUAUGCGCUCUUUCUCGAAUCAGUGGCCAUCAAAGCCUGUACAUAAAUACGCAUUUAAUGAGUCGACUGAAACGUUAAUGGGAAUAAAUGGAAGCGUAGAUCACUGAGAUUAAGU
Molecule: messenger RNA, 2583 nt
Organism: Paecilomyces variotii
Lineage: Eukaryota; Fungi; Ascomycota; Eurotiomycetes; Eurotiales; Thermoascaceae
Product: proteins the FAD binding domain-containing protein
Exons: 5
Coding region: 490-2283 (597 amino acids)
Biological process (GO): lactate catabolic process
Cellular component (GO): mitochondrion
Molecular function (GO): FAD binding; D-lactate dehydrogenase (NAD+) activity; D-lactate dehydrogenase (cytochrome) activity
Source: RefSeq, a predicted model, not a curated record